Messenger RNA from Protopolystoma xenopodis, 621 nucleotides. The record is from the annotation of a GenBank genome assembly. NCBI's taxonomy places the organism in Eukaryota, Metazoa, Platyhelminthes, Monogenea, Polystomatidea, Polystomatidae.
GCUGAGACGGGCUAUCCCCCUCCUGCUGUGUUCCUGGCAGGAACCGCUACAACACGCCCACCCCUCAUUUCAACCACAGACAGGGAACAUAGCAGAUGAGGUUUUCUCCUAUCCGAUAUGUCUCCUUUAAAGACUUUUCCUGGUCGGUUAACAGGGCAGAUUCCAGGCUCCAUCUUUUCAUCUUGCUUCAUUUGUCACCGAGGCAACAAGGUGCUCUACCAUAACAUCUAUAUUCUGUCUAAAGUGGUGGUGCCACUUUAUCAGAAUCAGGGUACAUCUUUCUUUUCUGUGUCAAUUAAUAGAUUGAGGGUUCUGAAACUUGGACGAAACGCUGUCAGCGUGGACCCCAAUCGCCCCAUCCAUCAUUGCCAACCCACUGGCGUAAAUGAGCGACCCCCGGGCUCCAUCAAUCUGCAUUGGAAUCGGCUGGAGAUUGACAAAGAGCAGCUCAUGAGCCUCAGCAAAUGCUUCAGUGGUAUUGCUGGCAGCGGGAUGCAGGGGCUACACGUAGGAGCUCCUCAGGCCAUUGAUUGUCUGUCAAGCAAGCUGGCCGGCCACAUGCACCUAAUCUCCUCCCUCGGCUCCUCCCCCUCUUGCAGAGCUUCUGGCAGGAACCGUUAG